This is a messenger RNA of Oncorhynchus tshawytscha (Chinook salmon), 7570 nucleotides long. Its product is annotated as trichohyalin. NCBI's taxonomy places the organism in Eukaryota, Metazoa, Chordata, Actinopteri, Salmoniformes, Salmonidae. The transcript is spliced from 27 exons. The record is from RefSeq and is a predicted model, not a curated record. Bases 1592 to 4063 code for a protein of 823 amino acids.
UAAAUGUUCACAGGUGCAGAGCCAUAGCAAUGGGAUUGAAGGUAUCUCCAGAAAACAUGAUUGCCUCAAUACAGCUCAUCUUAGCAGUAGCCAGUCUGUGAGCAGGGAUACAGGACUGGGAAGUACCAUCCCCACUAACAACACCCCCAUCUCUUGUCUUGACGUGGUACGCUCUGAGACCAGGGACCUAUCUUCAGGGAAGAGCUCAGGAGAACGGGUGGACCCUGCCGAUCAGGAGGAAGAGGAGCAGAGGAUAGUUGAAGUGAUGAAAGAGGAAGAGGAGGGUGUAGAGUCCUGGAAGGAGCAGUGUCACUGGAGGCUGGAAAGGCUGUUGGGGACUUAUGCCUGUGGAGGAGGAGGGUUAGCAGGAGAGCUGUGCUCCCCUCCAGAAAGUGUCUGCACAGAGGACUUUGCCAUGCGCUUCAGGGAGGAGAUGGUGGUGAGGCUGCCAGACAGGACCAAACAGAGACUGGCCAGAGACUGGAGUAGCAACCUGGGACAGUCCUUUGGAGAGGAAGAGGCUGAAAGGACAGCAUCAAAACAAGCAGGUGGUCUCACUGCUACUGGGGGAGAGGUUAUGGAUAGAGGCAUGGGUUAUACAGAGCUUCCCCAUCACAUGGACAAGCAAGGCAAGGAGAGCCAGACUCAUCACAGGCAUGGAGAGAGUAGAACUAACUGGAGUGGAAACCUAGGGGCCAGCGAGAGCCACACAAGAGCACCACAGAGGCUUAGUGGUCUUAGCAGGAGUGAAUGCUGUCUUCACUCUCUAGUGACUCCACCAGGGGGUGAUAGACAGCUGUCAGUAGAGACAUGUUCACAGUCCUUUGGGUUACCCCAGCCUGCCACAGGUGAGAGGGCUGACAUCCUCCUGCGGUGGGUCUAGUGUCAGAGUUGGCGGUAGUCAUCAGAGGGGAAAGGGGACAGUACUCAUAGAAGUUAGUCUUAUACUGUAAGGCCUCUCACUUAUUAUGUUCCUGCAUUAUAAUACUGAUGCUUCUGUCUGUUUCCACUGGUUCCUGUGUCAGUGCCUGGUCCUCCCAGCACUAGCAGUGUUCGUACAGGGGUUCUCAUUGAGGCCUGUUCCAGUCUGGAGCCUGAGGGAACCAAGGAGAACAGGCACCAUGCUGCUAGAACCACCACCAGACACCUGGCAGGAGUGCCUGUGUGGAAUUUUGACACAGUGACCAUAGACAGUGACCUGGACUCAGUACGCACAGAGAAGGUCUGGCAACACUUCCACAGCAGGCCAGGAUACCUGUCAGCCAUUCGGUCUGUCAGCCGCGUGGAUGGUCUCGACACUGACCAGAGUGACUAUGACACACCCACUCUGGAGCCAAGGAAUCUCAAGUUUACUCCAGCACUGAUAGCUAGCAAUGGAAAUGUGACCAGUGACAGUCUACCUCUUCGUAAAGCACACAAAAGCAGAAGAGACACUCACAGGUGUGGGCUCUCUGUGGAUGAUGAUGAUGAGGACACAGAUGAGGGCUGUGUCCGCUGGAGGAGGAGACGUAGGCCUGACAAGGACACAGGGGGACAUGUGUGUACGAGGCCUGGGGGUCGUCUGGAGGAGGUGAGGUCAGACUGGCUACAGAUGGAGGAGGAGCUGGCUACCCUCAGACAGGACUGUGAGAAGGAGGAGAAGAGGCUGAGGAUGAAGAGAGCUCAGCUGUGUGAGACUGAACUGUCCCUCACUGACCUUCUUCAGAAAAGAAAACAUGCAAUGCAGGAGUGGGAGCAGCUGCGUGCGGGGGCAGAGCAGAUGGAAAGGGAGGGGAGGAGUCUGGAGGCCAGCCUGAGAGACAGCAAGGCAGAAGCAGACAGCACCAGCUCUCAGCUGCGCCGGCUGCAGAGGCAGAGGGACUCCUGUUUGCAGGAGGUCAGGGAUCUGAAGGAGGAGCUGGCUGCUCUAUGUAAACACAGAACUGCCUUAAUGGAUGGGACCUGCAUGGACAGGAGAGUGACCAGUGUCAGUAUGUCUGUCCUUGAGAGAGAGGAGUUGGACAGACAGCUGAACAGUGCCAAGACAGAGCUGUUUUCCGAGCAGCGGUGCUCUAGACUCAAACUGGACUCUAUGGAAGAGAAGUUGGACGAAGCUCUCGAGGAGCUCCAGCGUGUAACAGAGGAGGAGAAGUUACUGAGGGAUAGGUGUGCAUGUCUGGAGGAGAAACACAGACUGAAACAGGAGGAGGAGGAGGCAGUGGAGGUGCAGGUGUGUGAGCUACAGAAAGAGCUGGGGGAGAGUGAGAGACGGGUGGAGAGGAUAGUAGCCCAGAAGGAGCUGCAGCUGCUGGGGUUCCAGGAGGAGAGGAGUGCCUUGCAGGCAGAGAGAGAUGGGCUCCAGGGGGAGCUCCGCAGCCUGAGGAAGCUGCACAGCAUCUCCCUGAGAGAGACCCAGGAGCAGGCACUCACGCAGACGCAGCGGGAGCUGGAGCUGCUGAAGAAAGAGUUGGCUUUGUCUCAUGAGAAACACAUCCAGCAGGCUCAUAUUCAAGCUCAAGAAGAGAAAACAGUUUCUCUCAGAGAACAGGCCCUGUCUCACACACAGCACAUUGAGUCCAUACAGAGCUGUAUCCAGAUGAAGGAGAAGGAGUGGUGGAAGCUGAGGGAGGCUCUUAAGGAGCAGAAGGAGGUGAUGAGGAGGCGAGAGGAGGAGCUGUGUGCGGAAGCUCAGGAGAUGAUGCACGGCACCAUAGAGUGUGAGAGGAAAAAAUGGGCGGCAGAGAAAGAAGCGGCUCUGCAGUUGCAGUGUGGGAUACUGGAGGAGCAAGGCCGGGAGGCUCUGGAGAGAAUGAGGGGAGAGACUGAGAGAGAGAAGAGGAAUGCCUUGGCUCUUCAAAGCAAAGUGGUAGAACUGAGGACAAAAGUGCAGGAGCUGGAAAGUGAGGGCCUUGUGCAGCAGAGUGAGCAGGCGUCUGCUCUCGCUGCAAUGCGUAGGUCCCUGAGAGAGAAGCACCAGGUUGAGCUACAGAGACUGCGCAGGCACAUGGAACAGGAGGGCGAGAGGGAAUCGUUGAGGCUGGAGCAGGUUGUCCAACAAGCAGAGGAGGAGGCUGGUAGACUGCAGGUGCUGCUGGGGGAGAGGGAGCACAUCCACAAGCAGGCCACAGCCAGGCUGGAGCAGCAGCACAGACACUGGGCCCAGGAGAUGGGGGCAGAGUGUCAGCAUCUUCAGCACCUGCUGGAACACAGUGGGGCCGUAGGGAGCUCCCUUCAGCUCCCACACAGUCCUACGGUGGCCCAGGCAGUCCAAACCCUGCAGGCCCUCAGAGAGCAGUUGCAGCAGUCAAUCAGUCAACUACAGCAGGAGCUUGACUUACAGAAACGCAGCACUCAGCAGCUGAGCCGGGACAAAGAGCGGGAGUUCCGUAUUCAGAGGGAACAGAUGGAGACGGAGAGACAGCAGGCUCUGGACUCACUGAAGGAGACACUCAUUCAGGAGCACAUUGAGGAGCUGAGCGAUCUGCAGCAGGCCCAGGUGCGGGAGGAAGGAGACGAGACAGGAGGUUUGGCUGCGUCCCUGCGCAGGCAGCUGCAGGCCAAAGACCAGGAACUACGCCGGGUGCAGAGGAGCAUGGGACAGUGGAAGGAGCACACCACUGCGCGCCUGGCACGCAAGUUUGAGGAGGAGUUGACAGCCGAACUGGAGAGGUGCAAGGCAAAGUUGUUAAAGGGGAGAAAGGCACCUAAGGCACAAGAGGAGAAGCAGAGGAAGCUGGAGAAACUGGAAGGGGAGAUGAGACGCAUUACUGGGGAAUGCACUGACUCUGGAGCUCAGCAAUCAGCCUCCUCUCCCUCACUCCACAUUGGGGAAGCCCCUUCCUCCCCCGGGUCCUCAGACCUGGCCUCCUUCAAGCUACUGCGUCACCUCCAGAGCCGGGUCAAACAGCUCCGUGCUGAGAACCAGGCCCAUGCCUGCAGCCCCUCUCAAUUGGGCAGGACCCCUCUAGGCAGGGCCCCAAUGGAGCUGGCUGGGUCCUACCUGGAGACGAUCACACCAUCCCAGGAAUGCACUCAGUUCUGGAGUCGUUCCCGUUCCAGGACGGUACAGGGUGAAGGAUUGUGAGCUUUGCCAGAUGACGUGUGUGUGUUUGUAAAAUGAAUUACUGGAGGACAGCAAUCUCAAAUCAUUUCAAGGUACUCCUGAAAAGGAUGACACUACAUGAUCAGGGUAAAUGGCCUCAAGGUCAAAAUGGGUUAAGUUGGCAUUCUUCUGCCUUUGGAGGAAUUAAGUCUUACUGCUAGGCUAAAGGCUGAGUGAAUGUUUGAUUCCGGAGCUGUGACUCUUUAGGCAGUGGGAUCAAGCUGAAAUUAGGACCAUUUGAAGAAGAAAGUAAUCUUGUGUCAGUUUCUUUCUAUGUUGCAACAGAGCUAUUGUAAUUAUUAUGCUCAAUGUACACUCACAGGACAGUUUAUUGGGUGCACCUAUUUAGUACAGGGUCGAACCCCCCUUUGCCUCCAGAACAGCCUGGAUUCUUUGGGGCAAGUUGGAAACGUUCCACAGGUAUGUUGGUCCAUGCUGAAGCAAUGGUGUCAUGCAGUUGCUGUAGAUUGAACGGCUGUACCAUUGACAACAGGCAGGAUGGGUCCAUGGACUCAUGCUACUUAUGCCAAAUCCUGACUCUGUCAUCAGCAUGACGCAACAGGAACCAGGAUUUGUUGGACUAGGUGAUGCUUUCCACUCCUCAGUUGUCCAGUGUUGGUGAUCGUGUGUCCACUGGAGCGGUUUCUUCUUGUUUUUAGCUGUUAGGAGUGGAACCUGGUGUGGACGUCUGCUGCAAAAGCCCACCUGUGAAAAUGAUCGACAAGUUCUGAGUUCCGAGAUGCCGUUCUGCACACCACUGUUGUACUGCGCCAUUAUUUGUCUGUUUGUGGCCCGCCUGUUAGCUUACACAAUCCUUGCCAUUCUCCUUCGACCUCUCAUCAACGAGCUGUUUUCGCCCACAGGGCUGCCACUGACUGGAUGUUUAUUGGUUGUCGCACCAUUCUUGGUAAAUCCUAGACACUGUCGUGCCUGAAUAGCCCAGGAGGGUGGCCGUUUCUGAGAUACUGGAUCAUCCUGGCACGGACAAUCAUACCACGCUCCAAGUCACUUAUGUCACUGGUUUUUCCCCAUUCUACCAUUCAAAUGAACAGUAACUGAAUGCCUUGAUGCAUGUCUGCCUGCUUUAUAUACCAAUCCACAGCCACGUGAUCCAUUUUUGUGAACAGGGUGGUAUACCUAAUAAACUGGCUAGUGAGUAUACACUAUUUUGUUAGGACCUGGAAUAAACUUUAACUAUUUAAAAUCUGUGAUGUUUUCAUACUGUAUGUACUGUCCCUUUGGCAUUAAAACAUUGUACAUGAACACCAUAAGCAAUAAAUAAUUUAUUUAGAAACAGAUAAAGUUCAACUAGCCACUCAACUAGCCAAUGUUUCUGUUAAGGUGCAUAUGAGAGGAUACAAUCAAAGUGUACAAUGAUGGUGAAUUUGAGUACAUUCAUUAUUUUUCACAUUGUUGUAGGAAGACCAACUUUAUUCUUGAAUGCGGAAACAAGGACAAAACCACCUUUAAACAGUAACCGUUCUUAAAAACAUAACCCAACUGGGGCUAAAAGAUGAGUAUAGAACUUUCAUACUGACCUUAUCGGAGCUCAAUGCCCCUUCUUCCCUUUGAAUAAAGUCAAAUUAAUUACAUCCUUGUCCUUUGUAAACCAAUGCAUUGGCUAAGCACAGAUCAUAUUUACUUGCAUUUAAUGUAACUACAACAAAACAGAGACUUCUCCAAAUAGUCUAAGCAGUCUGCUAUGAAACAGUUGUUACAUUAGAGUUAGAACAUAAGGUACUAGACAAUUCCCAAACAUCAGAAAUGCUUGACGUGUGUUGCCACUGGUCUUAAAGCUUCAACAUAGACAUUUAAUUUAAGGGAUAGUUCAGGAUUUUGGCAAUGAAGCUCUUUAUCUACUUUCAUGCUAGCUGAUCCCAAAGACUUCCAGUCUUUGCGCUAACGCUAGUUAGCAUUGGCUCGUGAAACUACCUCUAACUUCCUUCAUACUGGACGCAGACAUAGAAAUGGUAUCCACGAGUUCAUCUGAAGUAGAUAAAGAUCUUCAUUACCAAAAUCACAAACGAUCCCUUUAAAAGGUGCCUUCAUAAAAUUACUGUGGCUUUGUGGUCCUUGCUAUAAUUUUUCCAAUUACAUAUUUUCCUGGAUCAUAGUAGACAAAGGGGUACUGCAAGAUUUAGGUCAUUUUUCUAGUUACCCAGAGUUAGAUGAACUCAUGGAUACCAUUUUUAAGUCUCUGCAUGCAGUUUGGAGUUCAUUAAAGUUAGCAUAUCGUUAGCUUAGCACAAUUGCUGUAAGUCUGCAGGUACAGUUGCCAGCUCCUCUCAAAUGCAGGGAAAUAGACCUAGCUACUCCAAAGCUGGGUGUUUGGUCAUUUAUAGCUUUACAACAUUUAAUCAAUAUUUUUAUGAAUUUGACUGAUAAUCAUAAGAAACGGGGUUCGCUUCCUCAUUCUUUCCCGUUGUCGCAUAGAGAUGACAACGUUGUAUCUGUGUCAGUGGCGCUGCCCGUACACUCAGACGACAUAAUGGGACAGAUACAACGUUAUCUCUAUACAUCUUUGUGCGACAAAGGGACAGAAUGAGGAAAUGGAUAGAAUAUCGUUUCUAAUUAUCAGUAAAUACAUUUAAUUUAAGGGAUAGUUCAGGAUUUUGGCAAUGAAGCUCUUUAUCUACUUUCAUGCUAGCCUCAUUCAUUUGUAAAAUAUUGAUGACCAUUUAUAGCUUUGUAAGACUAUACAGUGCCUUCAGAAAGUAUUCAUAACUCUUGACAUUCCACAUUUUGUUGUGUUACAGCAGAAAUGUAAAUUGAUUUGUGUUCCUGUUAGAGAAAUUCAAUUCCAAUAUGUUCAUUAACCAAUUCAAUUAUAACAAAUCAAAACACUUUGUCCAUUUCUAAGAAUUUGUAAGGUUCUUAUUUGCAGAAAAUAGACAACGAUCAGUCUCAAUAUUAAUCAAUAGCGUUUAUUCCCGAGAGCUCUACCCAUCAUCUCAUGUACAUUGGUUUAUAUACCUCUCAUUUCAUCAUAAAUGUCCCUCCUCCUCUAAGACAAUGACAAAGCUGCUUUUCAAUUCCAUUCCAACACAUACACAUUGCUUAUCUUAUGUUACCAUAUGUUACACAAUCUACUGCACGCCCAACGGUUUCUCCCCUCCCUGGUUGGGGACCAGACAUAUUUCCUGUUGUUAGUUUCGCUGGAUUCACGAGUUGUCUGUUGACCCUUCCUCUUGGACUAUGUACCAACAUAUUCUUCCACAGACAGCAUAUAAAUCUGUAAGUUAUAACUCUUCGCCAAAUGUAUACAUUAUUUAGUCAUUAUUGAUAAAAAUCAUUCAACAGUUCCUCACCCAUCUACACACAAUACCCCAUAAUGACAAAGUGAAAACAUGUUUUUCAAAAUGUUUGCAAAUUAAUUCUCUAAGAGUAUUGUACAUCUGGGUAUUUGUACAAUAUUUGCACAUUAUUCUUUUUUAAAUUCUUCAAACUGAUUUAAGUCCAAACUGUAACUAGGCCACUCAGGAAUAUUCA